Messenger RNA from Spodoptera frugiperda (fall armyworm), 3433 nucleotides. RefSeq lists its product as uncharacterized. The coding region runs from base 2530 to 3339 and encodes 269 amino acids. The transcript is spliced from 5 exons. The record is from RefSeq and is a predicted model, not a curated record. NCBI's taxonomy places the organism in Eukaryota, Metazoa, Arthropoda, Insecta, Lepidoptera, Noctuidae.
AAAGAGAAGAUAAAAAAGAUCAUUCACUUUUGAUCGUAAUAAAUAUGAAAGAUAUUAAUUUUAUUGUCGCCCUUGUAAUUCUAUUACAUGUAUUAGGUUGAUGUCAUGUUAUGCUAUAAUCAGCUGUCUAGUGACAGUCCACUGCUGUACUAUAAGCCUUCCUGCACAAGAGGGGUUGGGAUGCACAGUUUAUUAAAGAGCGAUGCUGCCCAGCUAUGCCAAAUGCAACUUUAACUACACAUACCAAAAUAUAUUUUACCUUACUGUUACUACACGGUAAUGUAUAUCUAUGUAUAACAAAAUAUAAAUGCAUCAUCAUUCAACUGAAAAUGGAAUGACGUUGCUAUAAUCCAACCUUUCAGUAAGCAGAACUCGUUCAAAACUAACUUUACAUAAGACAACAAUAAUGAUUCUGUAACACGAUAUAUUAUGAUCUACAUGGUUAUAUCACCAUUAGUGAGGUCAGGAAUCGAUAAAGAGAAAAUUGGGUCACUAAUGACAUACAAUUGCUACAAAGUGGGCCUUUGAUAGUAAUAUUCAGUAGUUCUGUGGCUUAGUGCAUUACUUAUUCAUGAACAAAGUACUGGCCAGUUACUGCCAGUCAACUCGAUGUAUUUUUCAAAAGGAAUAAAAUCGAUUGUGUUGAAUGGAUGGUUGUUUGUUAGUAUCGAGAACUGUUUGUGUAUAAUUCAAAGAGAGGGUAAUGGCUGUUGAUUGCAAUUUCAAUACUCUGGUGUUUUUCGGCCACUGACUAGGGACCUCCUUUACUUUAUAGAGUUUGCUAUAAGCUCAAGCAGGUUAGAGAUUGGAGUUUAAAAGGUUCAGGUUCAGUUCGGUUUUGUGGGGCUUAGUAUAUUGUAAUGUAAUUAUAUGGAAAUUGAAUAAAUAAAUAAAUAAAAUAAAUAAAUCAGAGCAGAGCACUGUUGCCCGGUAUCUGUUAAAUGUAUGUCCCUAUAAAAAGUCCUUUACAGUCCCUCCUGUAUGCUCCUUUGAUCUUUAAUUCAUAUGACAUUUCGACACCAGCAAUUUAUACUACGCUAACUCAAAAAAGCGUACUUUACAGUAGAGGCGUUUAAAGGGAAAAACGUGAUAACUUUUACAUUAAUUAAGAUACUUUUUUGAAAUUUGGUAUGCUUAAUAUUUAAUUUAUUCAUUGUAAUAUCUCAUAUUUAUAUUUCCUUAUUUAUUUCUAUUUUUUGAUUUAGCGCAAGUUAGCCGUAUAUAAACGUAAUUCAUCAAAAAAAUGUUACAUCUUAUACACUUCUAACUUAUGUUAGCGUAGUGUAGUACGGGAGGUCGUAGUGGAUGAUCAAUCAUCUGAUGCAUAUUUCAAUAUUUUUAUAAAGAACAUGUACUUACUUACAAAAAGAAAAGUCAACGUACCAUUAAUAAACUAAUUAAUACGUUAACACAUAAGUAUUUUCUAUUUAAAAGUCGCUAAGUAGUUAAUUUUACAAACGAACAAAUAUACACACGAACGCACUAAACUACGCUAACUAUGAGUUAGCGCAGUGUUGCACGGAUUUUGACCAAAGUGAUCCCCGCGCACACUCCGCUAAUAAUAAAUAGUUGGCGUAAUAUAAAUCGAGUGUUUUCCAAAGGUACCUUUACUUAGCGUUUUAUAAGAUUUGUAACUUUCUUAUUUUUGUAUAUUUUUUCUCAAUUUUUUUAUGACGUAUGUAAAAACAUAUUUUAAGCAAUUUGGCAUAAAAAAACGUUUUUACCAAAUUACGAGUUAGCGUAGUAUAAAUUGCUGGUGUCGAUUUGCGGUAGUAGUAACUCUGAAGGUGGUGAUUAAUCUAUCCUAUAAUAUUUCUUGUCUAUAUGAACUUAGUAUACAAGCUUUGUAUCUUAGUCCUAGCAUUAUGAUAAUUAAUAUGCUUUAUAAAUAAAUAAACCUGAAUAAUUAGUUUAAUAUCACGAUAACAAGCAAUCAAUAGAUGAUCGAUCGGAAAUGUAUUACUUAGAACACAUGAUAACGGAUAAGAUUCAAAUAAGCAUAGGUUAGAUAUAAAUAUAAUUUGACUGCGGUAUACGAGAUUUUUGUUAAUAGGGACAAAAUCUCGAGAGAAGAUCAUACGGUUUACUACAAUAUUUUUCAUACUAAUAAAUAAACAAUAAUGUUCCUUGAUGUACAAUACUCAUCUCGUAGGACAAACUUUCACCUAGUAUACAAGUAAUGACGACAAUCAGACACAUUUUGACUAAACUCUAUAGUUGCACGUAACAUUUACUGUUUCUUUCGGCGCCACUAAAUAUAACAAAAGCUCGUAAAGGAACAUUGCUAAAAAAGUAGACUAGUUGCAUUUAAUGGUGGAGUUUCGGGUAAACAUUCCAAUGGCUUGACAAAUCCUUAUCUUUUGAUGGGACCCUGCCAUUAUUGCAAAACAAUAUGGAGAUAAGGGCACUUACCGUAACGGGCAACUGGGCACCGGGAAGUCAUAUAAAUAGAACGAAUUAGGAAGGAGAAAGCAUCAGUGUCUUCAAGGAUUUCGUUGGGAUAGGACCAAGAACCAACUAUCAAUCAAGAUGAUCAAAACACUAGCAGUACUAUUGGCUAUCGCAGCAACUGCUUUCUCAGCCGAAAUAUCUUCUUCAUACGCUGCGCUAGAUAAAAAUGCAGCUUUGAAACCAGAACUAGUACCUGCACCUUUGGAAAGUCAUGUGGUACAAGAUAUACCACAUGAGGCAGCACACCCAGUGUACCGACCAGAAGAAAUGAACCAGGGUAGAGCAAGAAUCGAACCUGUGAAAGCUUUUGGGCCAGUGAUUAAACAUGAUUCUAUGUUAGCUGACCAACCUGAGAUGCCUACGGAAGUUAAUAGGAUUGACGAUUUGGGCAUCUUAGCAAAUGGGUAUGUUCCUGGUACCGCUGAUGUGGCUUACCCUGACGUUCCGUAUGCUCCUGGCUAUUACUACGACUCAGGAUACGGUGCUUCCAACAAUUACGACAUGUACAGCUCAAACAACUACUUGAUGGAGCCCGAUACAUCAGCGUUCAGUUUGCUGUGGAGCCAAAUGCCUCAUGCCAGAACAAUGGUCAGUUUCGUCGGUCGUACCAUCACCUGGAUUUUGAACAGCAUCAUUGUUUUGGUCCUUGGUUCUCUCUUGACCGUUGGAGUUUGCACCUACACGAACUUAUGCACGAUUGCCUUCCACGGAGUUGGUCCCAUCCAUGAAGAAAUGAGGGCUCUCAUGUCCCCCGAAAGAUUGGAAAAGAUUAGCAACGCUGCAGACUUUGUUAAGACUGCCAUUGAUAAAUACCAAAAGAUACAAAAAGUAACAGAUACCGUUCACAGAGGUGAUGGUUUGAAAAAACGCCGUUCCAUUUUUAAGUAAUAUAUUUUUAAAACGAAUAUUUUAUAAAUAAUAUAUGUUUUUACUUUUAAAAUUUGUGCCAAAUAUUAUAUUGAUUUCGAAUUAAGUAUUGAAA